UUUCGAACCCUAGCACUCCUACGCGAGAGUGAGCUAUUCUAGUUGCUCAAAAGGAGAGGGGGCUAUGACGGCAAGCGGGCUAUGACGGCAAGCGUGCUACCGAUCGAUUACUGCCGAAUCGGUGCAGAAUCAUCAUCCUUGCGAUAGGAAGUGUACGGGAACAAUCCGUCGCUGCAAUUUCAGGGACUCGCGAUGGGGAUUUCACCGCUACAGUGACCCUCCAUGGACAAAGCUUUCUUGUCGUGUCCAACCUUCAGCCAUCUAGAACCAGCCAGGGGAUUUCCAAGUGCGGUGCAGAGCUUCCGGCAACCAGGCGCGACGGCUGCAGAGACGCGAACGGAACAAGCCCUGGGUCCAUAUUAACUUCUACAGCCGCGAAGGCAGACAUAGUGCUUCGUGGAUAUUGCGGUUGGAACUCACGAUGUGCUCUUGAAGUUUUGGACAAAGUAUUCCCAAACGUAUUUUCAGCCAGGCAGUUCAGUGAAGUGAUCGGCCUACUGUAGAGCAUUGAUAUUGUAUAGUUCUACAUUAAUACGACACUUUGGUGGUGAAUAUGAUUAUUAACUCGAAGAGCAUUUGGUUUUUAUUCAAAGAGCUCCACAUGAAUCAGAUGAAAGGGUUGACUUUUAAAGAACGAUGCUUUUACUCUUUAUCUGUAUUUCAAAAUCUUGAAACAACCUCUAAAAAAGCAUCUGUCUCCUCAAUACAAACCUCUUCCAACACAAACGAACCACCAAAGAUCAAGAAACAGAAAUUUAUAUCACAUGAAGUGGCAAUUAGAUUAAUAAAGCGCGAGAAGGAUCCACAGCAUGCACUUGAAAUAUUCAACAUGGUAUCUGAUCAAAGGGGGUUUAAUCACAACAAUUCCACCUAUGCCAUUAUCCUCCACAAAUUUGCUUCUUGCAAAAGAUUUGAGAUGGUCCAUGCUGUUCUUCAUCAGAUGUCUUACGAGACCUGCAAAUUCCAUGAAGGCAUAUUCAUUAACCUCAUGAAGCAUUUCUCCAAGUUCUCUCUUCAUGAAAAAGUACUUGAGAUGUUUAAUUUCAUUGAACCAAUCGUACGUCAAAAACCAUCUCUUAAAGCCGUAAGCACAUGCCUGAAUCUCUUGGUGGAAGCCAACGAGAUUGAUAUUGCAAAGGAAUUUCUAAUACAUGCUCAAGAAAAACUGCAUUUUGAGCCGAACACAUGCAUUUUCAACAUACUGGUGAAGCAUCAUUGCAGAAAUGCAGAUCUUGAGGCAGCCUUUGAAGUGGUUAAAGAGAUGAGAAAGUUAGGAGUGUCUUACCCUAACCUCAUCACAUACUCAACACUCCUGGACGGACUCUGCCGUUGUGGAAGAUUGCAAGAGGCAAUUGACUUGUUUGAAGAAAUGGUCUCGAAAGAUCAAAUAGUGCCCGAUGCUUUGACUUACAAUAUCCUGAUAAAAUGGGUUUCUCAAGGAGGGGAUGUGGAUAAAGGUAGGAGAAUAUUGGAUUUCAUGAGGAAAAACGGGUGCCAACCCAAUGCCAUUAACUAUACAACCUUGAUGCAUGUUUAUUGUGAGCAAGGAAGGUUAGAAGAGUCCGAGACACUUUUUAGUGAAAUGAUGGUAUGUUUUGGUAAUAAAGCUGAUACGGUCAGUUAUACGGUAUUUAUAAACUGCUUGUGUAAAAGUGGUAGAGUUGAUGAAGCCAUAAAGGUUCUAGGAAAGAUGAACGAAAACAGUUGUAUGUCUGAUGAUGUGGCUGUUAAGGUUAUACUUACAGCUCUGUGCAGUGAUAGAAGGCACGAUGAAGCCUUAUAUUUACUUCAGAGGUUAUCUAAGGAAGGGGUAUACCUUAACAAGGAAUGUUACCGAAUUGUGUUAAAUGUGUUGUGCCAUGAAGGUGAACUGGACAAGGCUAUGGAGCUGUUGGGUAUGAUGCUGGGGAAGGGGUUUUGGCCCCAUCACGGCACUUCGAAUGAAUUGUUGGCCCGUUUCUGCAAAGCUGGAAAAGUUAUUGAUGCGGCGAUAUCAUUGUUUGGACUGGUGAACGUGGGGUUCAAGCCGGACCCUCAUACCUGGGGCCUAUUAAUAGACUUGAACUGCCGAGAGAGAAGGCUUUUGCCUGCAUUUCAACUGCUUGAUGAGUUGUGUUAUCAGUAGAGAGGAAUUGCACUUUUAAAACUUCUUCAUUUUGAACAUUUGGUAAGAAAUUGGCUGAGAGCAUUGUGAAUGAGAAACAUGCUGCAUGUGUGAACCAGGCAAGUGUACUUCUGUCCUGAGGCAUUGAAUCAGCUUAUGAAUGAGGACAUGUAUUGAUACACUUUGUGAACAUAUAUACUUCAUAAGUGAUUCGGAAGAGUUGCUUAUCAUCAAAACUAGGAAAUUCCUUUUGGAAGCUCUCACCGCUCAUGUCAAGGCUAACCAUGAAUACGAUGUUCCUGAAAUGAUGGCUCCGUCCAUAGACCAUAGUUGGUGGUAACCCCCAUGCCCCAACCUGGAGUGGUUAAGAUUUAAGAACAGUACUAGGGAGAACUGGAGAAGUGAUUAUUUAACUUCUGUCAUUGAGCAACAUAUUGAACCAACUCCAAUACAGUGGCUGCAAUUUUCUUAUGCAGUACUUUGAUCUCAUUAUUCCAAUAUCUCAUAAUGUUAUACAAGGAAUUUUGCUCGGUUUGAAGAUUACAUAAAUUGGAUAUAUGUAAUUUCUUUUGCUACAUUUCGCAAAGUGAGGUAAUAUUUGAAGGUUAAUAUCUAUAUUGGACUACUUGUUACUUGGAAUUAUUUCAGUUUUUAAUGAGACCAAAUCAUAUUUAAACUGGUCAAAUCAGAGUAUAAGACUACGUACUCACAUUAUUUGCU
This is a messenger RNA of Cuscuta europaea, 2824 nucleotides long. NCBI's taxonomy places the organism in Eukaryota, Viridiplantae, Streptophyta, Magnoliopsida, Solanales, Convolvulaceae. The record is from the annotation of a GenBank genome assembly.